CCUCCUCCCUCCACCACCUCUCCUCGUCUCUCGACACCGCACACCAUGGCGAAUCAGGGCCUCUCUCCCGCGCAUGCGCACGCCAACCUCCUCCAGAGGUACAUGGACCUGCCCCAGGGCGACAAGAUCCAGGCUGAAUACGUCUGGAUCGAUGCCGACAGUGGCCUCCGCUCCAAGACCACGACCCUCGACGGCCCGAUCACGUCGGUCGACGAGCUCAAGGAGUGGAACUUUGACGGCUCCUCGACUGGCCAGGCCGAGGGCGGCAACUCGGACGUCUUCCUUCGCCCGGGCGCCUUCUUCCCCGAUCCGUUCCGCCGCGGCAACAACAUCAUCGUCAUCUGCGAGACCUACAACAACGACGGCACGCCCAACAAGUUCAACCACCGCUACUCGUGCAUGAAGACGAUGGAGGCUGCCGCCAAGGAGGACCCGUGGUUCGGCCUCGAGCAGGAGUACACCAUCUUCGGCGCCGACGGUCGCCCGUACGGCUGGCCCGUCGGCGGCUUCCCCGGCCCGCAGGGCCCGUACUACUGCGGCGUCGGCGCCGGCAAGGUGUACGCGCGCGACAUGAUCGAGGCGCACUACCGCGCGUGCCUGUACGCCGGCGUCAACAUCUCGGGCAUCAACGCCGAGGUCAUGCCGUCGCAGUGGGAGUUCCAGGUCGGGCCCUGCAAGGGCAAGGACAUGGGCGACCACCUGUGGAUGGCGCGCUACCUCUUGAUCCGCGUCGCCGAGGAGUGGGGCGUCACCGUCUCGCUCCACCCGAAGCCCCUCUCGGGUGACUGGAACGGCGCCGGCUGCCACACCAACUACUCGACCAACGGCACUCGCGCCGAGGGCGGCAUGAAGGUCAUCGAGGAGAUGAUCAAGAAGCUCGAGAAGCGCCACCUGCAGCACAUCGAGGUGUACGGCUCGGACAACGACCUGCGCCUCACGGGCCGCCACGAGACGGGCCACAUUGGCCAGUUCUCGUCGGGCGUCGCGAGCCGCGGCGCGUCGAUCCGCAUCCCGAAAUCGGUCGCCAUCGAGGGCAAGGGCUACUUCGAGGACCGCCGCCCGGCGAGCAACAUCGACCCGUACCAGGUCUGCGACAUCAUGGUCCAGACGACCCUCCUCUCGGCGUAGAGCCUCCCUUUCCUCUCACUCUCCCUCAUUCCCUGUGCUGUGCCUCUCUCUCUCUCGCGGACCCUCACCCAUCCCCUCAACCCACACUCUGUUUCGCCUCCCUCCCCCCUCCCCUCGACGCCGUCUUCGGCGCUCGACCCUGUUCUACCUCCCCCUGCCUCUGUUUUCGCUCGUUCUGCCUCGCCACCUUUUUGAGACUCUGAAGAAGAAAGACGACGGUCGGGCGUCGUGACGUGAAACCUCGUGGCGCUUUGCUGAGAA
Messenger RNA from Rhodotorula graminis WP1, 1389 nucleotides. RefSeq lists its product as uncharacterized. The coding region runs from base 46 to 1128 and encodes 360 amino acids. Gene Ontology annotation, cellular component: cytoplasm. The transcript is spliced from 8 exons. Lineage: Eukaryota; Fungi; Basidiomycota; Microbotryomycetes; Sporidiobolales; Sporidiobolaceae. Gene Ontology annotation, molecular function: glutamine synthetase activity. The record is from RefSeq and is a predicted model, not a curated record.